Messenger RNA from Nipponia nippon (crested ibis), 760 nucleotides. Lineage: Eukaryota; Metazoa; Chordata; Aves; Pelecaniformes; Threskiornithidae. The record is from RefSeq and is a predicted model, not a curated record.
AUGGGGAAGCCAUUUAAGAAAAAGACACUCAAAGGAAGAAAUGGUAGAAAGUCAAAAUCUCCUCCUAAAGUGCCGAUCGUGAUUCAGGACGACAGCCUUCCUGCAGGUCCUCCCCCGCAGAUCCGCAUCUUGAAGAGGCCGACGACCAACGGCGUCCUUAGCAAUCCCAACUCCGCCAGCAGACCGGCCUUCCCCGUGAAAUCCUUGGCGCAAAGGGAGGCGGAGUACGCGGAAGCCAGGAAACGAAUAUUGGGCAGCGCGAGCCCCGAAGAAGAGCAGGAGAAACCCAUUCUGGAUAGGCCGCCGAGGAUCUCCCAGCCGGAAGACACCAGGCAGCCCAACAAUGUGAUCAGGCAACCCCUGGGUCCCGAUGGCUCACAAGGCUUCAAACAACGCAGAUAAACGCGGGGCGAGCGAUGCUGCUGCGGAAGGCAGGGUCCGCCGCCACGGGUCGCGCUGCCGUGACGGACAAACGGACUUGAGCAAAGGGAACUACCUGGUUUAUUUGCACUGUGAUUCCCCUUUGCUCUGCCCACUGUGACCUUCAACCCCACGCACUGUGACCUCCCCUCUCCACCCACUGUGACCGGCAAACCGAGAAGGGCUGUCCCCAAGUCGCUGUUAAAGGAAAAGGGGAUGAGGGGAGGGGGUUCUAAAGGACUCGGACGGGUGCAGGGAGUUGCGUGUGUGCCACUUGGGUUGAAGCUAGCGCCAGCAAUAACGUUUGUUGUACUCAUAGCCUGGGAUUUAAGGAAAAAAA